AUGUGGACUGCCAAUGUGCUAGAAGAAGAUCACAUGUCAUGUGUCUACGAAGACCGGAUAAUUCUCAAAGUUGAAUUUAGCGAAGUAACAAAAACAAAUUUAACCAAUCACCAGAGAACGCACACCGAACAGAAAACAUUCCACUGCGAAACGUGCGGAAAAUCUUUUGCCAGUAACAAUCAGUUGAGAAAUCACAAAAUAGUUCAUACUGCAGAAAAAAGCUUUUACUGCGAAACGUGUGGUAAGUCGUACUUUCGAAAUUCUGACCUUGAAGUUCAUAAACGUAGUCACACAGGCGAGAAACCGUAUCAUUGUGAACUGUGCGGAAAAUCGUUUCCUGGUUCUUCUAAUCUCUCGCGUCACAAGAGAACACACAGCAAGGACCGACGGUACCACUGCAUAACAUGUGGGAAGUCUUGUAAUUCUAACAGUGAUUUAACAAAACACAACCGAAUACACACCGGAGAAAGGCCGUACCAUUGCGAAGAGUGUGGCAAAUCAUUCUCUAACAGUUCUAAUUUUUUGGUUCACAAACGGGGCCAUACGAGAACCAGACGACAUUGUUGUGUGACUUGUGGGAAAUGUUUUAUUUCUAGCAACAGUUUAAAACAGCACAAAAGAACUCACACAGGAGAACGUCCAUAUCAUUGUGAAAUAUGUGGGAAAUCCUAUUCCGAUAGCUCUUAUAUUGCACGACACAGGCGCAAACACUACGAGCAAACAGCCUCCGUGUGA
Messenger RNA from Octopus bimaculoides (California two-spot octopus), 735 nucleotides. RefSeq names its product oocyte zinc finger protein XlCOF19. Lineage: Eukaryota; Metazoa; Mollusca; Cephalopoda; Octopoda; Octopodidae. The record is from RefSeq and is a predicted model, not a curated record.